Molecule: messenger RNA, 201 nt
Organism: Bipolaris victoriae FI3
Lineage: Eukaryota; Fungi; Ascomycota; Dothideomycetes; Pleosporales; Pleosporaceae
Exons: 2
Source: RefSeq, a predicted model, not a curated record
AUGAAGACUUCAUAUGCCCCCAUUGUCUCUAUUCUCUGUGUCGGAGCCUAUUCCUACAACUCUCAGCAAGCCCUUGGCUCAGUCGAUGUUCUUGGGACUUCAUACGAAUGCAAAAACGGUGGCACACCUACCCUAGAGUGUACCGAUUCCUCUACAGUUCCGAUCUGUUCGUGCGCUUGUUCAAACGGCAUCACUUUCAAC